AUGGAGAAAACUUCAAAAAUUUGCAUCACCUCCAGUGACAUAGAUGAAUCUAUUGUUAAAAGAAAUGUUAAAGUCACGGUUACCAGGCCAGGAAAUAUGCUUACGGGAAGAGAAAUGGUUUUUUUCGCCGUACAAUCUGCUCUUAAGGUGAAAUAUAACAGUGCCAUUGAAGCCCUGUGGAAACUGGACAGAACGGAAGAAUGGUUUGUGACGGUAUCAAAACAAGAAUUUGUGGAAAAAUUAUUAGCAGUCAAACAAAUAAAGAUGAACGAGGUAACUUUUUCUUUUACGGACGCCGAUAAAAGAAUAAUGAAUAUUCGGGCACACUGGAUCCCCCCAUAUGUCUCUAACAACUUUAUAGAGAAAGUUUUUGCUGAAUACGGCAACGUUAUUAACGUAGUGGAGGAGCAAUAUGGCGCCCGCCAUACGCUUUGUGGGACAAAGUCAGGGCUAAGGAGAAUAUCGCUAGAGUGUUCUCCCGAACAAUAUGGUUCUGUGCCCCAUAUUAUUAACAUCGACGGAGUAAGACCUUUCCGUAUGCUGCUCGCAUGCACAGACAGACCUCCAUUGUGUCUUCAUUGUCGCAAUGUAGGACACAUGGCCAGGGAAUGUCCUUCCAAGAUUCGUAGGACUGUUGAGACUGAAAAGGUGAAAUCGUAUGCUGAUGCAUUAAGUGGUUUUUCUGGCCCUGGGGACGACGCUAUCCAGCAAGUCCCAGAGGCCGAAGGAAUGGACGCAAAGGAAAUAACAGUAGAAAAAGGUGAAGCGCCCUCCCAUCUCUUUUCCCCAGACCCAGUGGGCGAUUGGGCUGAGGAAAUGGACUCGGAGGACAGUAGCUCAUCGUCUGAGAGCGAAAGUGAACAAAGACUCAUAAUGGAUGUAAAAAGAACAGAGCCAACAACAGGGAAAAAAACGACCAAAAUUCGUGGAAGUCCGACUUUUAUUAGGUCAGUUUCGACUAGUAAGUUUGUCUGUCUUUUUUGGCAAGGUACCCCGAAUUUCGCUCACAAUUCAGUCUGGAUUAGUGAGCGAUAUUUAUUUUGGUGGGCUAUGUUUGUUUAUCGCCUUGUUGUGCAGUUUUUAUGGAGAAUAGUUCGUAAUUGGGUUGUUGCUCUUAGUUUGGGUGAGAUUGAUCUCAAUGUUUGGCAUGUUAUUUUUAACGAUAUCCCACAAAAGAAAGGAAAAGUUAUCCACGACAUUAUUUUAUUAGUCGUUGCUUUGGCUAGACGGCAUAUUUGGACCUCUCGCUGUGAUGCUAAAUUUAAAAAUAAGACCGUCUCUUCAUCUGGUGCAAUAGAGGCCCUUUGGAAAUUAGACAAAACGGAGGAGUGGUUCGUGACUCUAUCUACUCGAGAACAUGUAGACAAACUUUUAACUGCAAAAUCAGUUAAAAUGCAGAACAUUACCUUUAUCUUUAGUGACGCAAAUAAACGAAUCAUGAAUAUAAGAGCUCAUUGGAUACCCCCGUUUGUGUCGGAUUCAUUUAUUGGGAAAGUUUUUGACCAGUAUGGUACAGUUGUAAGCGUACUGCAGGAGGAAUAUGGUCCACGUCACGUGCUGAAUGGUACUAAAUCGGGUUUGAGACGUAUAAACUUGGAAUGUUCUGAUGCACAAUAUUAUUCUGUCCCGCAUAUUGUGAUGGUGCCAGGGGUUAGACCUUUCCGCAUACUCGUUGCUUGCUCAGAUAGACAGCCACUAUGUUUAUAUUGUAAACAGACUGGCCACAUGGCAAGAGACUGUCCAUCAAAAACACGCAGGAUUGAAACCCAGAAGGCUGAACCAGAGGCAAAGGUGUCUUACGCUGAUGCCGUUAAUAAUGUGACAACGGGCGAAGAUGCCAUUUGUGACGCCCCGGCUGAACAAAUAACUAUUGAUGAGGAAUGUGGAAAAAGUGAAAAACCCUCCCACCUCUUUUCCCCAGACCCUGUGACGAGCUGGGCUGAGGAGAUGGUGUCGGAAAGUGACAGUGAUAGUGACAGUGAUAGUGCAGGUAGUGAUAAGUUGAUAAUUGAUACAAUGAAAGGGACAGAAGGGGAAUGGAAGAAAGUUAAAAAGAGUAGUAGAGCGAGUGGAAGUCCGAGCAAAGGUGGUGGGAAAAAACCUAAAAUUUAA
Lottia gigantea (owl limpet) is the source of this 2112-nucleotide messenger RNA. RefSeq lists its product as hypothetical. The record is from RefSeq and is a predicted model, not a curated record. Bases 1 to 2112 code for a protein of 703 amino acids. The transcript is spliced from 4 exons. Gene Ontology annotation, molecular function: zinc ion binding; nucleic acid binding. Lineage: Eukaryota; Metazoa; Mollusca; Gastropoda; Lottiidae.